Molecule: messenger RNA, 2289 nt
Organism: Anneissia japonica
Lineage: Eukaryota; Metazoa; Echinodermata; Crinoidea; Comatulida; Comatulidae
Exons: 2
Coding region: 185-1672 (495 amino acids)
Biological process (GO): DNA integration
Molecular function (GO): nucleic acid binding
Source: RefSeq, a predicted model, not a curated record
UGCGUCUGAGUGUGCCUUUGGCGCAGUGUGCUACACUAGAUGGGAGACAUCUAAUGGUACGUUUGGUGUAGGAUUCUUGACCGCAAAGUCCCGAGUUGCACCCCUGAAGGCAUUAACAAUUCCGAGGUUGGAGCUACAAGCAGCUGUGGUAGCCACCAGACUAUACACAUCUAUAACCAAGGAAAUGACUGUCAAGUUUAAAAAAUCUAUUUUCCUCUCAGACUCGAUUAUUGCUUUAUCCUGGAUAAGAGGUCAGUCGCGUCUCUACAAGCCGUUUGUUGCCAACAGAGUGUCUGAGAUCCAAGGCAACACCGAUCCAUCAGACUGGAAGCACAUACUAGGAGAGUUCAAUAUUGCAGACCAAGUCUCCAGAGGCGUGAGUGUGAGUGACUUAAAAGGUGAAUGGAAAGAAGGACCUUCAUUUCUGAGCUUGCCUGAAAUUGAAUGGCCAUGUUCCAUCCCUAGGGAAAGUAAAGAAGGUGUAGAUGCCGAAAAACGGAAGCCCAAACCUGUAAUGCUCAUACAGCAGCUAGAAGCAGCAAUUAACAUCAAUAGAUACUCAAAUUGGCGAAGACUUCUACGGGUGACAGCAUAUGUUUUCCGAUUUAUAGUGCACACCAGAGCAAAGUGCUGCGUGGAUGAUGGCCCACUAUCUGCACACGAAUUAUUGGUAGCUGAAAGACACUGGGUGAGGGAUGCUCAAAAAUCCCUAAAGGAGAUUAAGGAAUACAAGUCUCUAAGUCCAUUUAGAGUGAACGGUAUAGUAUAUGUAGGAGGUCGUACAAGUAACAAGAGACUCGCAUAUGACCAGGCCUAUCCUGUCCUUCUGCCAAGAUGCCACAGAGUCUCAUAUCUGAUUACCAGACAGAUACAUGAAACUGGCCACUAUGGCGUCGCUACAACUGCCGCAAAAGUAAGGCGAAGAUUUUGGAUUGUAAAGGCAACCACCUUAGCUAAGACUUUGAAGUUCCAGUGUACUAAAUUUCGAGCUUUUGAGCACAAAGCAGAAAAUCAGUUGAUGGCGGAACUGCCCAUAGAACGAGUUACACCUUAUUCACCACCGUUCCACUAUACCGCAAUAGACUACUUUGGACCUUAUCAUGUUAAAGUAGGAAGGAACAAGUCGACAAAGCAAUACGGGGUGAUAUUGACGUGUUUGACGACCCGUGCUGUACACCUAGAGCUUGAUGUUGAUUGUUCAACACAGGAAUUCAUACAAGUACUGAGAAGAUUCUACGCAAUUAGAGGUCGACCCAAAGUCAUACAAAGUGACAAUGGCACGCAGUUUGUGAGGGCAGAACGAGAACUAAGACAGAUGAUAGCUGGUUGGAAUAAAGAUCAACUAAAGGAGUACUGUGCUAAUGAACAGGUAACCUGGAGAUUCACUACACCAUUAGCCCCUCGCCACAAUGGCUGCGCCGAAUCACUGGUAAAGAGUUGCAAACAUGCUUUAAAGAAAUCUAUAGGAGAUCAACGUCUGACGCCGUUUGAAUUGUACACAUACUUCCAGGAAGUGGCAAACUUGAUUAAUGAAAGGCCGAUUGGUAGAAAGCUGAAUGAUCCUGAUGACGGUUCAUUUAUUUGCCCGAAAACGACAUUCUGUUGGGGAGAUCCACAAGCCAUGUACCUCAGGGCCCCUUCAGGGAAACCAAAAACCCACGGAGACGUGUAGAGUUCGUCCAGAAGCUAGUCAAUGCGUUCUGGAAAGUUUGGAUUAGGGAUGUGUUUAUUUCUCUUGUACCACGCAAGAAAUGGAGUAUUGAAAGAAGAGAUGUACGAAUUGGUGAUGUAGUGAUGUUAGCAGACCCCAAUUCAGCUCGAGGAAAAUGGACCAUUGCAAGGAUUACCGAUGUAUAUCCAGGAAAGGACGGCCACGUGCGCAGUGUAUCUGUAAAAACCCCCAAUGUGAAUUACGUUCGUCCCAUAACUAAGUUAGCUGUUACAUAUCCAGUUGAGGGAUACGAAUAGAUCCAAGUUUAUGUGAAUUCCUCACAUGGUGGGGGAGGGUGUUUCGUCUAGAAACUAUUGUUUGAGAGCGCAUUUUAUUUUUUAUAUUUCUACUUGAGGGCACUAGAUUUGCAUGGGUAAUUCGGAUCUCGCCGCUGAAUUCAAUGCAACACAUCAUAAUUUGUCUCUAGUAUUCACUGGGUUUUACCGUUUAAAACCAUACCUGAUGUUAAUGAAUUUCGUUAAGAUGUUAUAAUUGAAUAAAAGUUCAUCUAGUUAUUUAUACUGGAGUUAUCUCAAUACUUUCUCUCCACGUCUGAGCUGAUCCCUGCCUCGCCACAA